AUGACUGCACACAUGAUUCAUUGUUGGAUUAGUCCUCAUGGUCACACUACUGGUUUUUAUUGCACUAUUGUAUAUGCUUUUAAUAGUGUUGUGGAAAGGGUAACCUUAUGGAAAGAUUUGAGGUUGGUUAAUGUGGUGAAUAAGUCUUGGAUUGUUGUGGGAGACUUCAACUGUGUGCUGAGUAGACAAGAAAGAAUAGGCAAUCCAGUUAGGGAGAGUGAAAUGGCUCCUUUUAGAAGUUGCUUGGCUCAAUGUCAGCUAGAAGACAUUAAAUGUUCUGGUUGUUUCUACACUUGGAAUAACAAGCAAGAGGGUCAAGAUAGAGUGUAUUCUAAACUGGAUAGAGUAUUAGGUAAUGUGAUGUGGAAUGAGGAAUUCCAAAAUUCAGAAGCACACUUCCUGCCAGAAGGAAUUUUUGACCAUUCACCAAUUCUGAUUAAAGUAUACAAUCAGAUGGAAAGUGGGUUUAACCAGAUUCAAGCCCAGGAGAUUAGAGCUUUGAAGGAGCUAAAAGAGAUCCAAACUGCUUUGCAUCAGGAUCCUAGAAAUGAUAAUCUGAUCAUUGAAGAAAAAAGAGCUGCUAGUACUUACAGAAAGCUUGCUGAAAGGCAUCAUUCAUUCUUGAAACAAAAGGCAAGAUUAGAAUGGAUGAGAUGUGGGGAUGAGAAUACCAGGGUGUUUCAUCAAGCAAUCAAGGCCAGAAGACUUCAGAACACAGUGUAUGGCAUUACUGAUAGUAAUGGGAGAUGGGUUGAUUCUCAGGAGCAGGUUAAUGAUGCUUUUCUUCAGUACUACAUUAAGUUGUUAGGCAUUGAGAGAUCUAGUAGGAGGAGAAUACAAGAUGCCGUGAUUCAAGGUGGGCAUGUUGUUACAGAAGAGCAGGGACAACUAUUGAUGAGAAGAGUCUCUCCAGAAGAAAUAAAAGCUGCACUGUUCUCUAUUCCUGGUGACAAAUCACCAGGUCCUGAUGGGUAUGGCUUUUACUUCUUUAAAGAUUCUUGGGAUAAUUGGAAAUGA
Molecule: messenger RNA, 1017 nt
Organism: Beta vulgaris subsp. vulgaris (sugar beet)
Lineage: Eukaryota; Viridiplantae; Streptophyta; Magnoliopsida; Caryophyllales; Amaranthaceae
Exons: 2
Coding region: 1-1017 (338 amino acids)
Source: RefSeq, a predicted model, not a curated record